UACAACUGGUGCAACAUGCCGCAUGUCAACUCACAAACGUACGUCCGGCCGAGUCAAGAAUACAAGCUGGAGUACGUCGAGGUGAUUCAUCGUCACCACAAGCGAACACCCUACGCCAGCAACACAUUCCCUGAGGAGGGUUGUGCAUGGAACUGCAGCGAUGAAGGACUCUUCUUCGGAGGGAAGCCUCUCAACCCAUACGGAAACAACUCGGCUGCGACAUAUUGGUCGGUAUACACGACAGACUCGAACCCAUACCCACCGGUCGGCUUCAACGGAACAUGCCAAUUUCCUCAAAUCACUCGCGGAGGUCUCGAUGAUAGCCAUCAGCAUGGUGUAGACCUCAAGGCAGUGUACGGAGACAUGCUCGGCUUCCUUCCCAGCGACUAUGAUCCAACAUCCAUAUCCUACCGAGUGACAAACAAUGUCAUCACGCCGCAAGUCGCAAGCAUGCUCAUUGCUGGCAUGUAUCCCUCGCAAAAAAAUUGCGAUACUCCACUACUCAUUCAGCCGGACAGCGUCGACUCGCUCGAGCCGAACUAUCCGUGCACUGCAGCUACAGCACUCUUCAGCUCGUAUGGUCCCGGCAGCACGUCGCCAGCUUGGACGCAGCACCUCAAUGCCUCAGCUGGACUGUUCGCUCGCCUUGACUCUCUGUCGGGUGUCAAUCCGAAUUCCACGGGCUGGCACAAGAGCUGGGACCACUAUUUUGACAACCUUUCUGCGAGGCUAUGCCACGACAAAUCUCUUCCAUGCAACAUCGUCAACACAACGAACUGUGUCAGUAUGGCGGAGGCAGAACAGGUCUUCCGUCUCGGCGAAUACGAGUACAGCUUCAUUUACCGCGACUCACCACAAUCACUCCCAGCCAGCGUAGGAAGCUACGGCAUCUUCGUGGCUGAAUUGGCGCAAAACUUGCGCCAUGCCAUGGGAGAGGGAGCUCCUCCGACAGGGGAUUGCAAGGUGAAGUACCGUCACAAUGUCGCUCAUGAUGGAUCAAUAUCACGCUUGCUGUCGAUACUGCAACUGGAGAGGAUGGUGUGGCCGGGGAUGGGUGCCGAGGUGGUGUUUGAACUGUACAGCAAAGCAGGGGUGUACUUUCUGCGCGUGCUUUGGGGAGGACGAGUUCUUCGAUCAAGCCAUCCGGCCUUUGGCCAGAUGGAUAUGGUUCCCGUGGCACAGUUCCUGGCGUACAUCGAUGGCCUCGUAGGU
Messenger RNA from Zymoseptoria tritici IPO323, 1212 nucleotides. RefSeq lists its product as uncharacterized. The annotation marks the transcript as partial. Gene Ontology annotation, molecular function: phosphatase activity. The transcript has a single exon. The record is from RefSeq and is a predicted model, not a curated record. Lineage: Eukaryota; Fungi; Ascomycota; Dothideomycetes; Mycosphaerellales; Mycosphaerellaceae. Gene Ontology annotation, biological process: dephosphorylation.